AAACGAGAUGGUCAAAGUCAAGAGGAAAAUAUGAAAGAACAACGAACUACAGAAAAGAAUAAAUCUCUAAUUAGAAUGAGUCAGCCCCUUAUGAGAAGAAUGCCAGAAGCCAUAGUUGCUACAAUCCAUACUUUAACUUUGGAUUGUAAUCUUCUGAUACCAAUUUACGACGUGCAGAAGGCUCUUGCGCAUAAUUUUAAGAUUACAGGUAAUAUUAUCUCUUCGCAGUUGCUUGGACUUAUUAAUGCUCUUGGUUCACGAGUGCAUAAGCUUUUUGUUUCAUUCGGAAAUCUUUGGAUUACUUAUCCUCUUGUCACCUAUAAUGGUUCGGUUGAUCGAAUGGUCCUACAUUGA
Messenger RNA from Acaulospora morrowiae, 354 nucleotides. The record is from the annotation of a GenBank genome assembly. NCBI's taxonomy places the organism in Eukaryota, Fungi, Glomeromycota, Glomeromycetes, Diversisporales, Acaulosporaceae.